AUGGUGGUGCGUUGGCACGCCUCAACCUGUACUGAUCCAGUCGUUUCAGUCAAAGACUCUGAAGUCUCUUGUCAAAAUUGUUCCGCGACAUAUCUGUUCAAUCAGCGAUCGGUGCCUCAAACAACAGCUGCAGGUCCUGCUAUCCCACAAGAUCGACCCUUGGGUAGACUCCGAUGGCCACCCUCAGUUCCAUACACAACAGAUGAAGAUCUCGACAUAUCGCAUAGCACAACCGCCACUAUUCCCGACACGGACAAGGCGCCAGUAUCUUCUGAACCAACCUCGGAAAAUACUGGGCAUUCCAGGAUAUACCGUCAACUGGAUGUUGGGCAAUUUCGUCUCAUAUGCUUGUACCCUGCCGAGAAUCAUGGCGAUCUGAUACACUUGGACCUAGAACAGUACAAUUUGGACGAUUGCCCAGAAUACGAAGCCACCUCUUACGCAUGGGGAGGAGAAGAUGGCGACAGCAAGCCCAGCGGUCCAAUUUUCAUUGGUAACUUUUAUGAUGUGGCCUUGCAAACCAAAAACUGCUUGUCAAUGUUGAAAUACCUGCGUCCCACUCGCGGGGUGCGCAUGGUCUGGAUUGACGCUAUAUGCAUUGAUCAGUCCAAUAUCCGCGAAAGGGAAGUGCAGGUUGCAGAAAUGCAAAACAUUUAUCGCAACGCCAGCCGUGUUGUGGUUUAUCUUGGCCCUGAUACUGUUUUACAACCCACCCAGCAGCACCGUCGUCGGUCGUGGUUGGACGAAUCCCAAGCAUUUGAAGACAAUGAUGACCGUACUUCCAAAAAGCUCAUGGACCACCGUUACUUUAGUCGAGUUUGGGUCAUACAAGAGCUUCUGCUGGCGAAAUCGCUGUUGAUUCCCUUGUACAGCUCUGAAUACUACGCCGACAGCGCGUGCAUCAAGCGACUGAGCAUCGAUUGGAACAGCACAACAGCGCCCUGGUUCGAACAUAUCGCGAGUGGGCGAAUAUUUUCUCGCAACGAAUUACAUUUGUUAUUGGAUCAGACAUGGAGCUCAGAGGCAACCGACCCACGAGACAAGUUGUUUGGAAUCUUGGGGCUUGUCGAUACGGCCGUUUGUGAUCAAGAACCGCGCUCAACGGCAGAUUCGUGCCGCAACGUGGAUUACUCGCUAUUGCCAGAUUACACGCUUUCUACGCGAGAAAUCUUUAUUGGCUUGGUAGCGUACGUCAUGAUCAUAUUAGAUCAACGGCACGCACUUGGACAUGCCGCUGGACUGAAAGCUGCACCAGGAUACCCAACUUGGUUACCAGACAUGCGGGAUCCAUUCAUUUGGCGUAGUCAAAUAGAUGCGGCGCAAAGAGACUACGACCAGUUGCAAGAUUGGUACAGAGUUAUGGGUCUAUGCUGCCAACAAGUUUGGUCAAUUACUUCGGACUUCCAGGGUGAUUUUGAUUGGUGGCGGAGUAAGAGUACCGACAACCAGUAUCAGCUUUGGAACACAACAAGUUUUGCGGAGUUGAGAGCAAUGAUGAGCCUGGGCAAUUCAACUAAUGAAUCCCUCUCUAUCCAUUCCUCCACGGCGGCCUUGUCAAUCAAGUUAAUUCGAAUCAUACAGCUUUCUUCAAGGCCUAGGAGGAUUGCAGACUUCGGAUCACUUCGUUUGUUCGAAUUUGUAAUGGCAAAACACUCUCUUCUCCUUUGCACUGACCUCAUAGAUUUGGACUUGUUGCUCGGCGAUAUCCCAAUCUGGAUAUUCAUGCGCGACACCGACGGUGCUAUUGGUCCAAUCUUAUUCUUUCUACGAGAAUCGCAGCAGAAAGUUCGGGGUGUAGCAUACGAGUUGGUAUGCUCUUGCCGCUGCUGGAAUCUGCUUAUCUUCCGCAGGCCGCAACUGCCCGUGAGUAGUGACGCAGCAGGCGCUGACCUCCCAGAAGGCAAGGGAGCAGAUGGCCAGUCCACGGGAACCCUCCUGAACGAUAACAUCCAAAUAAAACAUGCAGAGGACUGUUUCUAUGACUCUAGGCCAAUAUUGUCAUUGUCGAAUGGCUGGACGAUGCCUCUCCCAUACGAAACACUCUACUCUGCAGCGAGUAUAAUUAAGCUCGACUCACAACUGGACGAAGGCCUUUUGGGAGCAAUUCCAGAUGGAAAUCUUCGGGUCAAAGACAUAUUACCGCUCUUUCAACUUUUGACCGAUGCACCUUCACUAUACAAGAUCAACUACCAUCAGUUUGGGGAGCUCUAUGUCUCAAUAAUGAGUCAAUUUUCAACUAUACAUUGUUCUACGAAGUCACCCUGCGAUAUCGACUAUCGCCGACUGGGCGACGAGAAUCUGGCGAACAACAUUCCACAAGAUACUGAAAAUAUAUUUUUCACUUUUGAUGCCGCCAUGUGGGCAGAAUAUACGCGUAUACUGAGCAUUGGAAGACGGACUCGAAUGUACAACUUCGACGUGUUUGUAAAUCAAAAGGUCACCAAGGUUAUAGAAGUGAGCGCCGAGAGUUCUCCCGAAUGCUUCACCUUUGAAGGUCAUGAUAUUAUAUAUCGGAAGAGAGUUGGAGAGAAACCGAUGCGCAACUGGAUGGGAUGGAGUCUCCUGGGCGCGUACGGAAUCGAGCAGAAGAUUUAUAGCAGUGCCUCCGUGAAUGACCAAGCAACCGUAUACAUAUGCAUUCCGGUGAAGAGGAUCGCAACUCACAUGUUUCUACAUCAUCUAAGAAACCGGUUGUGUGACUUGACCAAGUUCCGGACCUUUACGGGACAGGAUGAAACCACAAUGGCACUCAAUUUCAAGGAGGAGUACCGGAAUAUCUUUGCGCACAAUUGGCCAGACUCUUUGAGGGAGGAAAUUGGAUUGAUCGGGGAACCUUGUCGGGUCCAAAUCUUGUAG
Molecule: messenger RNA, 2856 nt
Organism: Pestalotiopsis fici W106-1
Lineage: Eukaryota; Fungi; Ascomycota; Sordariomycetes; Amphisphaeriales; Sporocadaceae
Exons: 1
Coding region: 1-2856 (951 amino acids)
Source: RefSeq, a predicted model, not a curated record